CUCUCAUUCUUGCCUGUUGAGUUUAUUUGGUCCGGCGGUCGGUGUCCUGCCUUACACGCUGACGACUGCUCCUCAGCUGCUCGUCAGGCUUCUGAAUGUGCACUAUCGUAUGGGAGUGAGUGUGUCGUCUCGCGCAAUGGGCAGACGCGAUGGCGACAGCAGAGGAGCGACGAACACCGGCGAUCGCUCGGAACUGGGCUGCCGGCAGAGUCUUGGCGGACGCGGUGGUGCGCGCGUGUCGGAGGCGGACGCCGACGUGGAUGCGUCGGGCCGGCCAGCGUUGGAGGUGAAGAAGCACCAGCACAAACACAACCUGAAGCACCGCUACGACCUGAUGGAAACGCUGGGGAAGGGCACCUUCGGUAAAGUGAAGAAGGCGGUCGAUAGAGCAAGCCUCGAAACGGUGGCCAUCAAGACUAUCCGUAAGGAGCGUAUCACAGACGACCUUGACAAAAUUCACAUCCAGAGGGAGAUUGAGAUUACCUCCUCACUCCGGCACUCCCACAUCAUACGCUUCCUCGAAGUGUUCGAGAGCCGCGAUAAGAUUGUGAUUGUGAUGGAGUACGCCAGCAAAGGAGAGCUGUACGAUUACAUCUCAGAGAAGGGGAAACUUGCGGAAACAGAAUCCCGCAGCAUCUUCAGGCAAAUCACAUCGGCUGUCCACUACUGCCACAAGAACGGUGUUGUACACCGAGACCUUAAGCUGGAAAACAUUCUUUUGGAUGAAGAUCUGAACGUGAAGCUUGCCGACUUUGGCCUUUCCAAUCAGUACCAGAGGGACACUCUACUGCAGACCUUUUGUGGAAGUCCACUCUAUGCCCCCCCGGAAAUAGUGACUGGGCUGCCCUACCAAGGACCAGAGGUGGACUGCUGGGCGCUGGGUGUGCUGCUGUACGCUCUGGUGUAUAGCAGUAUGCCAUUUGAUGGGGCCAGUCACUCCAUCCUCAAAGAGCAGAUCUGCCAAGGACGCUAUCGGAGACCCAACCCCCCCUCAGACGCCUGCGCUCUUAUCGACUGGCUGUUGACGGUGCGUGUGAACGAGAGGGCGACGAUCGAGGAUGUAGCCAACCACUGGUGGGUGAACUGGGGCUACGAGGAGAGCGUGUGUGACUGCGCUUCAUCAGCACACUCGGAUUGUCCCUCCCCACUGCUGGCUCGCUACAUCGACUGGCAGAAUCGAGUUGCCACCAGCUUGGCUGCUGAGCCAGGAUGCCUUCCUUCGGAAUCCAACCAUCACCCCCCUCAUCCCUGUUCCUUCAGCUUGCCUCUUAGGGCUGAGCGAGGAGGAAGAACGCGAGGUGGAUCAUCCAGCGUCAGAAAGUCUCGCAAGGAGAACGCCAUUCCUCAGACUACACAAGGAGCGGGUGGUGCUGCGGCAGCUUCAGCCUGCGCUGUGCCAUCGUCUGCCUACACCUCUGAAAGAAAGAAACCCAAAAGUAUUCUGAAACACCAGAGGAGUUUUGACUCUGUUUUGCACAGCCCUCCCAAAGAAAGUUCCCACCCGGAUACUGUUGAUCCCCAUCUUUAUCAAAAACAUGCACUUGGCCACACACGUGCUGAAGUCCUGGCCACUGGUCUGACAUCUCCCUGUACAUUCAGACAGCCCUCUUGUAAAAUGCCCAAAAAGGGUAUACUUAAGAACCUGUAUGAAGGGGAAACGGGUUAUGUCUCCUCCUCACGAGGAAGAGAGUCCAGACUCGGCGUCCAAGAGAGUGAUGCCGAAGACUCCUGCUUGAACAAACAGCACCAAUUUGCCCCAGCAGCAGAGGACAGUCCAACCAUGAGCACAGAGGCAGUGAGAAAACGAAAGGGUAUUCUUAAACGGAACGGCAAGUUCUCACGCAGUCUCGACCUUCCGGACGAACAGCGCUCCCCGCCGCCUUCCGAUCGCGCGUCAUUCCCAGACACUCUGCAGCAGUUCCUCCGAGCCAAAAUGGCCGCCGAUGGCCACCAAAGCCGCCCCUCUAGCGUGGUGAGUGAGGAUAGCCUUUUCUCCAGCGACUCCUUCGACCUGCUGGACCUCAGCACCCGAUCGCGCCGCAGCUUUUUUUGCCAGGGAAUGCAACGCAGCAUGUGUAGCUCAGAGGAGGACCUGCGAGGUGGAGCAGGUGAAAAUGAAGGGCAUGAGUCCAAGUGGUGAUGUCCGUCAUCAGAACCGUGGCUAAAUUAAAGACCCUGUAUGAAGUGAAAGCAUGCAAUGUGUUUCUAAACAUGGUGUACAUGUUUGAAACAGGGCCGUAGCCAGAUAAUUUUCACCGAGGAGGCCAGAGUGACUCAACACCUAAGUCAGGGGGGGCCGUGCAUGCGUCAUUCUUUAUCACAGCAUCCGCAGUUCGGGUUUUAUGAAAUCAAAUUCAAUCCUAUGCCCAUCACGCUCAUAAUCAAGCAGGAACAAGUUUGGGUAGAAAGCAAGUUUUUUUUUUUUUUUUUAAAGAAAUGUGAUCUUAAUUUACUUGAUACUGCCAUUUCCUUUGCCAUGGCUUUGCUUUUCUGUCCUAUCUCAUAGUUUACGUGUAUCUCAUGCACUGAUUCGCAAGCUAAUAGCCAGUUAGACUGAUCAAUUGCCACUGACAGCUGACACCCUUUUUUAUUCUACAUUCAAUGUCUCAUUUAUUGAAAUCAUUUCUAAAAAGCACAGUGGCACAAAAAUAUCUCAAUUCUUCACAAUUCUAAAUGUUGCUUUUUACUUGGUUCUGCUUGUGAAUGUGUUGGGCGCGAUUGGUAAGAUUGGUGUCCAUUUUAUGUCAUGAAACUUUGACCGUUGAUGGUAUGAUUAACAAUGACUUCUCAAUCAUGUCUGCUUACUUUGGUUUGAAAGUAAUGAUUUCGAUUACCGUUGACUGUAGGAAUUGUUCUUUACUUAAGACAGAUUCUUUUAGAUUUUCCAUUAAGAUCAAUUGUAUAUUUAUAUUUUAAGUAUGAUGUUAAUAUAUAAACAUAACUUGUGGCAGAGUAUUAAGGGGUCUAAGAAUACUGCAUCAAUGGGAAAAUGGCAGAAAAAGCAGAGAUAUGGUUGUUGGGGGCUUUGCGUUGUGACUUUUGUCUGCCAUUCCUGCAUGUUUCACACACAUCACUGUGUCAAUAGGGACAAAACAAUAUCAUAUAAAUGUUUCGAUUAUGAUUCACUAACCAUUACAAUGCAUCAAAAGACCCUUGCUCCUUUGCACAAAGAACAUUUCACGAAUUGCAUUCGUCUCACUUUCAAGCAUCAGACCAUGCAGGAGAUGUGUGCAAUCCUGUGGAAAAGUGGGUUUCUUUUUAUUCGUGUCAUGAAGAAUACAUCUUUCCUGCAAUGAAAAGUCGUCAACGUCAAUGGAAGCAUCAUGAGAGAAUAUUUAUGAGCAUAGACACCGGCUUGGGAAAGAGACAAAAUGUGCUGUACUGUGUAAUAAAUGAUGCAUU
Molecule: messenger RNA, 3402 nt
Organism: Hippocampus comes (tiger tail seahorse)
Lineage: Eukaryota; Metazoa; Chordata; Actinopteri; Syngnathiformes; Syngnathidae
Product: NUAK family SNF1-like kinase 1
Exons: 7
Coding region: 110-2140 (676 amino acids)
Biological process (GO): microtubule cytoskeleton organization; intracellular signal transduction; protein phosphorylation
Cellular component (GO): cytoplasm
Molecular function (GO): ATP binding; tau-protein kinase activity
Source: RefSeq, a predicted model, not a curated record